GUCCCUGAUUUGCUCUUUACAGUACUCUUGCAGUCCCUAUAUUGUGGACUUUUUAUCGGUUUUGCUUGUGGAUGGCGAGCUGUGUCUGUGCAUGGAAUUCAUGGAUGGACAUUCGCUGGACUGGUAUAAGAAAUUGCCUUUUUUGGUACUUGGUCCCGCCACAGUCUCUGUCGUUUGUGGACUUCACUAUCUGUGGAUGCACAAAGUGAUGCACAGAGAUAUAAAGCCGAGCAAUAUAUUGGUCAACAGGCAGGGAGAAGUGAAAAUUUCGGAUUUUGGAAUAUCCAAACAACUUGAGCAAUCUGUCGCAUGCAGUUUUGUUGGAACCAACAUCUACAUGGCUCCAGAACGCAUACGAGGAGGCCCGUACAGAUUGUGCUCUGAUGUAUGGAGUUUCGGUUUGACGAUGUGUGAACUGGCAAUUGGGAGAUUCCCUUUGCCAGUAGCAGGUGUCUCGAAUGCAGUACAGAAUAUUUUCGAUGAAAAAUUCGAUGUUAUGAAUUAUAUCGAUGGUGAAGAAGACCUU
Messenger RNA from Gongylonema pulchrum, 526 nucleotides. The record is from the annotation of a GenBank genome assembly. NCBI's taxonomy places the organism in Eukaryota, Metazoa, Nematoda, Chromadorea, Rhabditida, Gongylonematidae.